Messenger RNA from Racocetra persica, 149 nucleotides. Lineage: Eukaryota; Fungi; Glomeromycota; Glomeromycetes; Diversisporales; Gigasporaceae. The record is from the annotation of a GenBank genome assembly.
GGAAUUCCUUUAAUCACAAAGAUACCUUCAAAUAUCAGAAAGCAAUGAAACCUUUAUGUAUCGCAAAAGUAGUUUCAUUAGGAACCAUUAUCUCGAAUUGGCUAAAAACCAUGCUACUUUUAUGCUGCAUUAUUAAAAUCAAACAUUGG